This is a messenger RNA of Cyclospora cayetanensis, 3336 nucleotides long. RefSeq lists its product as uncharacterized. Gene Ontology annotation, biological process: maturation of SSU-rRNA from tricistronic rRNA transcript (SSU-rRNA, 5.8S rRNA, LSU-rRNA). Lineage: Eukaryota; Apicomplexa; Conoidasida; Eucoccidiorida; Eimeriidae. Gene Ontology annotation, cellular component: small-subunit processome; Pwp2p-containing subcomplex of 90S preribosome. The transcript has a single exon. Gene Ontology annotation, molecular function: snoRNA binding; protein binding. The record is from RefSeq and is a predicted model, not a curated record. Bases 1 to 3336 code for a protein of 1111 amino acids.
AUGGCGAGCGAAAUAGAAAGUCGUCUGGAGGAGUGGGCUGGUGAGUUGCAGCAGCAGCAGCGCCUGCAGCUGUUGCAGCAGCACGAAAUACGUUCCCUGGUGAAGCAGCGUCGCGCCCAUGAGUACAGCAUUUCGGCUCGGCGACCGCUGCCACCCUCUCCCUUCCUCCGCUACGUAGCAUUCGAACUUGCCCUGUACUGUCUGGUGAGGGCGAGGAGCUCCCAGAAGUUGCAGCUGCUGCGGCAGCAGCUGAAGCAGCAGCAGCAACAACAGCAAGGCCAGAAGAGAGGCCCCCAAGAAGGCAGCACCCGAGGCAGCGGCUACAAGAUUCGUCGGCGCUUCGAGAAAAUGCGUCGAACCACGUCUUCGUUUCUAAGGGCGGUUACCUCACGUGUCAUGUCGGUGUUCUCCCGUUUGCUUCAGCGGCAUCCGGGAAGCCCCUCGUUGUGGUUUACGUAUGUGGACGUGCUGCUGCAGUUGGGUGCAACUCGCGCUGUCUUGCAGCAGCUGAUGCGCGCUUUGGCAGUGCAUCCCCAGUGUAGCGGCCUCUGGAUAAUGGCGGCAGAUCGGCUGCUGCAGCAGGGGCAGCUGCAGGCAGCUCGGCGACUGCUCCUCUUGGCGUUGCGGUUCUGCCCUAGAGAGGCUUCCGUGUGGACGCAGUUGCUGCGUCUGGAAGCGUCUGCGGUGUAUAGACUGUGCGCAGCGAGGCUUUCGAAGAAAGCGGUCCACGCUGCAGCCGCAGAGCAGCCUGCACAGGCCUGCACGGGCGCCCUUUGCAGGGACGAAGGCGCGAUUGCGGAAGAAGGUGAAGAAGACAUGCUGCAGCUGCCGACGCUCAGCGGCUCUUCAAAGAACAAGAACAACAGUAACAGCGUCAGCAGCAGCGUAAAUAAGGCAGCCAACAUGGCACUAGAAGAGAGAGAGCUGCCCGUUUCUUUGCAGGCGUGCAAGCUGAUCGUCUCUGCGGCUACUGAGCGUCUGGCUGGGAACCCCUCUACGGCUGCAAAGAGCAUCAGCACAAGUGGGGGGGGGGAAGGGUGCAACGGCGGCAGCAGCAGCAAGGAUGUUGACACCAGUGAGAGGGAUGCCUUCUUGCUGGAGGCCCUCGAAUUGUCUCUGCAACUCGAAGCCAGCUCAGCGCAGCAGCUGUUGCAGCAGGAAACAGCCGAGCUGCAGGAGCACCUAGCCAUGUGCGUCACCGAGGCUGCACGGCAGCAGCCACUGUUUGAGUCUUUACGAUGGAAGCUGAUGCUGCUAGAAGCCGCGCAACAAGAGGUGCAAGAGCAGCAGCAAAGACAGCAGCAGACGCUUGCAUGUCUAGAGGGCAUCCUCGCGACAGCAGCGGCCGCACCGCAUGCCGCUGUGCUGUUAGGACCCUUUCUCUCUGCCUUGAAAGCAGCGGCUUGCAGCGGCAGAAGCAGCAAUGAUGACAGCAGCAGUGUCUGCGGAGGCACUGGCAGCUGGUUUGAUUCUCUAGAAGUUGUGCUGGACGUGGAGGGCGAGGACGCCGUCAUUGAGCUCCACGACGGUGAAACUUUGAUGCGUCAACAAGAGAAACGGCAGCAGCAGCAGCAAAAGGAGCAGCAAAGGGAGCAGCAGCAAAAGGAGCAGCGCAUGGAGGAAGGAGAGAGUGAUAGUGCCAGGGCAGCUGUGCUGCUGCUGAGUCGGAGCGGUUUUCCGCAGGCUCAGAGACUGCUGCUUUUACAGCCAGCUGUGUUGCAGAUUUGCUGCCUGCAGCCGUGUUUGAGCCGCAGCGCUGACUAUAACAACAGCGUCCAUGACAGCACUGACGAGAACAGCCGGAUGCAGUUGCUUGCCGAUGCAAGCAGUCUGCGGCAGCAGGCAGCCUGCAUCUGGAGGGCUCUGUGGGGGACUGCGCUGUUGCAGCCGCAGCAGCGGCAGCAGCAGCGGCGUCUGCUGCAGCUUCUGCAGCAGACGCUACGCGCUGUUGCAGACCAGCUUUCCCAACUGCAGCACGCAAAAAAAGGCGGCAAAAGCGUCAGCAGAGCCAUUAGCAGCAGCCCUUUGGCAGAUUUGGCGGACUCGAAGGAGGAGCUCUCAGCAACAUGUGCUGCUGCCGCAGGCAACGAGAGGCUGCUGCAAUGCGCUGCUGACUCUCUCUCUGAGUUGCUAACGCAGCUUGUUGCGGCUGCUGCUGCAGAGGCUGCUCCUCAGUCGCAGGCCUUACAGCAGGAAGCCGCAAAUACGCUACGGCACGUGGUGUCGGUGUAUCCUGGAGUGCGACCAGCUCUCGCUCUGCACGAACUUUUGAAGACCAUUUGCAAAAAAGGAGCUGGCAGCAAGAGCAAGUGCAACAAUGCAAGCCUGUUGGGCGUGCUGAGGGGGCUGCAGGCCUGCAGCGUAUCUGCCUUCGAAGGCAAGCGCCUCGUAAAUGCUAUUCUCGACGAGUGGAUCUUCGACAGCUCUACAGCAGCGGCAACUGCAGCGGCAACUGCAGCGGCAACUGCAGGUUGGUUUCCCCAGCUAAUAGCGGUGCUGGAGGCGAAUGCCAUUUCUUUGGUCGUCAGAGAUUUGCUGGAGAGGAUAUCGAGCAAAGGUAUGCCUCAGCAGCAGCAGGGGAGGGCUGGCAGUCCUCAUCCGCCAGCGAAGCGCUUGCGGAUUGAGUUCAGCAGGCCUGCCGAGAGCAGUGAUGGAGCCACCAGCGCUAGCAGCAGUAAUAAGGAGGAUGACGCAUUGGACGCGGUAGGUGUUGCCGUUGCAUUUGCGUUCUUUCGGCAUCGCCGCGGCAGCCUUCAAGCGUCUGUCGCUGCCCGUCUGCUGUUAAGUUUUGCCCUCGCUGACUUUGCACUAGAGCGGCUGCACCGGCUGCUGCUGCAGCAACGGAAGCAGCAACAGCAGUCGCCACAUACCUCGCAUGCAUUGCUACAGCAAGCCCUCGAGGUGUACGACUACGUGCUGGAGGCGCUCGAGGAUAGCGGUCUUCGUUUGGAUGCUGCUGGCCGCAUACCAGGGCAGCGCGCUGCUGCGCAGUCGCUGCUGCUGAAACAGGUGCUCGAGCAGCUUCCUCAAGUUCUUCUGCUGCAGCAGCAAUGGCUUGAAGAAGCGAUCCGUUUCCUGAGAUACCGACAAGCCCUUUUGCAGCUGCUGCCCUCGGACAGCAGUGGCAGCAGCAGCAAAGUGGCUUGUGGGCGUACUUGUGUCUAUCUUUCGGAUGCCGCUGCGCUGUUUCAGCAAGCCAGUCGCGUGGUGGAGGACGUUGCAGGUUUCAUGCAACGCCUCUCGGUAGACUGCAUCGCUGCUGCAGUUGCGGACAGCGACGAGAGCUUGAUCUGCAGGAACUGCCCUGUCGGCACGCGCUGGUGCAGAUAUGCGUGA